Molecule: messenger RNA, 1119 nt
Organism: Aspergillus fumigatus Af293
Lineage: Eukaryota; Fungi; Ascomycota; Eurotiomycetes; Eurotiales; Aspergillaceae
Source: RefSeq, a predicted model, not a curated record
AUGGAUGCCAAGAACCCCUAUACCCAGCCAACGGCAUGUUCUCCUGCCGGCGGCCACGAGCAGGUCUUACCCAUGCUAGGUAAACCAGCUGCUUGGGAUUCCGCCAUUCCUACUACCUCGAAUACUUCAGGUGGUACUAUCUUUAAUAAUUAUAAUUAUCCUCAUCAUCACCACCAACAGCAACAGCCUCAACUUGUCCAUCACCCUUUUGUUGCCGUCUCGUCGGCUGGGACAACUACUGUUCCUGCUGUCGCUCCCUCGUCAUCCUCCUUAUCACAUAACCCCGACGAAUCCGUAGCUGCAGCAUCGCGCUCUGCCGACUCGGAUUCAAAAAAUCGUCAAGAUGUAGGCAAGGGCGCCCUCUCGAAGCUUCGCAAGACUCGCAAAACCACCAAUGCGUCCAAUGGCCGGUCAACGUUGUUCUGGGUCCAUACCGAUCCGCAGUCGGUCUCAGAAGGAACGCGAGAAGAGACGCUGAAACGUAUUCGCUCCCAUGUGAUGUCGGAGCACAAUCGCAAGAAGAGAUUGGAGAACACUAAGCGUUACAAGAGCAAGACAUGGAAGCAUCUUGCAUUUCAGCCUGUUGAGACCACCAGCUCUAAUUCCUCCAGCGCAACUGCGGCAUCAGCGCCUGCUCCGAGUUCGGCCUCGUCGUCUCCGGCAUUCGAACAGAAUACUACCACCUCUUCACCCACCAUUCCCUCCACACAGCACGACCAACGGGCCGAACAGGAACACGAUCAAGGUCAACUACAGAUCAAGGAAGAGGAGGGACAAUUUGAGCUUGCUGUCACGAAGAGGAAUGACAACGUGGAGAGCUACGGCGUCGGUGCGCCUUCACAGACUCAAUCAGUCGACCCCGAACAAUCAAAAUCCUCUCCCCCAUGGGAUGGAUUAGGCCAAGGAGGGAAAGAUCCCUUCAAUACUUUGCAUACGCCUCUCUCGGAUAGGAUGUACCGACAUCUGCAGCACUCGCAGACGAGCCCGUUGAUUUUGGACACCUUUCACCAUCGUGGAGAGACGAUCCGUCUGGUCAACGAGAGCUUAUCGGACCCGCUUAAAGCCUCUAGCGACGAACUCAUUGCGGCGGUGUCGAUUCUUCUCACAAUCGAGGUAUGA